Pieris rapae (cabbage white) is the source of this 3800-nucleotide messenger RNA. RefSeq names its product 4-coumarate--CoA ligase 1. The transcript has 8 exons. Gene Ontology annotation, biological process: long-chain fatty acid metabolic process; fatty-acyl-CoA biosynthetic process. The record is from RefSeq and is a predicted model, not a curated record. Gene Ontology annotation, molecular function: long-chain fatty acid-CoA ligase activity. Gene Ontology annotation, cellular component: mitochondrion. Lineage: Eukaryota; Metazoa; Arthropoda; Insecta; Lepidoptera; Pieridae. Bases 428 to 2119 code for a protein of 563 amino acids.
CCAAAAAUAAAAUUACAUACAAUCAACAUAUAAUUGUUUCUGCUUGCUUGCAGCUGUAAAGUGUUAAAAACUUAGCAUUGUUUAUAUUCCCUCUGCAAGGCCAUUUAACCGGUCACCUACGCUACCAUAUUAUGUAUGCGUAAUUAUGAUAAUUUGUGUUGACUGUUGAGUACAAAGUCUAUUCAGUAUUCAACUUUCGUAAGACCGCGAGCUACGGCCGUUACGGAAUUGAGCACAAGACGGAACUGUCAACCGACUGCGAAGCAAAUUUAAUUGUUAUUUGGACUUAGAUGGGUGGAGGUGCGUCGUUAUUAGACUCGUGUAUAAUUUUUUUAUAAACCAGUUCACAAAAGAGAAAGGUUCAAACAAACGUUUUAAAAAAUUGUCUAAAUUUUAUUAAAAUAUUAAGUAAAAUAACGUGUGCCUUAUGGCUUCAACAUUAAGACGUGCUUUAAGCCUGACAAUAAAAAAAAGAAAUGUGUAUAAAACUUCUUUUUUACAAAACAGCACUGAUUCAAAAAUAUUAACAUCAGUUUUUAAGAAUUUAGAAGAUUCAAAUCUUACAAUUAAUGAAUUUGUGUGGCAAAACUUGGACAGAUGGCCAGACAAAACUUUUACAGUGUGUGCAACCACAGGCCACGGUUACACAUACGCACAAACACAUCGUAUGUCGAUAAAUUUUGCUGCGUCGCUCCGGACGAAAUUGAAAUUGAGAAAUGACGACACAGUAGCCAUAAUACUACCGAAUGUUCCAGAAUAUCCCUGUAUUUCACUGGGAAUAUUGGAAGCCGGUUGUAUAAUCAGUAUGAUGAAUCCUGCGUACAGUGCUCAUGACUUACAACGCCAGCUGGAAAUGAUAAAAUGCAAAGCGAUAGUAUCAUCAAAGCUAUCGUAUCCGAACAUCGCAGAGGCCCUGAACUCUAUGCAGAAGAAACUACCUGUGAUACUAAUAGACAACGAUGAGCUACCAGAGACAACAAUAAGAUUCUCAGAGUUCGCCAAUGACCUGAAUGUCGACGUGGGCUGUUUGAAGGCCGUGAAACGUAGUUCAAAAGAUGUCGCCAUAAUGCCAUUUUCGAGUGGUACAACUGGUUUCCCGAAAGCCGUUGUUUGCACCCACAAAUCUGUUGUGGCGUUUAACAACGCCAUUCUAGAUCCGAAUGUUAGUGGUGUGGAGGAGGCUACAGCGACUUAUCAGUCAGUGAUGCCGGGAGUGUUGCCAUUUUUCCACAUAUUUGGCUUCAACGUGCUUAUGUUGAAUUUGAUGUGUGUGGGUGUCAAACUGGUAACGAUAAGUCAGUUCAAGCCUGAAGUGUUUCUGGAGACACUGGUCCGGCAUAGGACUCAACAUAUGUACGCUGUUCCACCUAUGAUAAUAUUUCUGGCAAAACAUCCGGCUGUCACAUCCGCGCAUCUCCAAUCGCUCAAAGGUAUCGUGUGUGGAGCGGCCUCUUUAGCCAAAAGCGACGUUGAAGCUCUGCUAAAGAAAAACAGGAAUAUCAGAUUCCGUCAAGGCUACGGUCUGACUGAGACCAACGGUGGCAUAGUAAUUGGACGCAAUGAUGACACGAAUUAUGCCGCUGUUGGACAUGUAGUUGGGAGUUGCCAGAUUAAAAUUUCUGAUCUCGAAACCCAGGAGGCGCUUGGGCCAGGACAGGAAGGUGAAAUUUUGGUCCGUGGCCCGGUGCUCAUGAGCGGGUACUAUGAGAACGAAGAAGCCAAUAAGGAAGUGUUCACAUCAGAUGGCUGGUUCAAAACCGGUGAUAUCGGCAAAUACGACGAGAAUAAGUAUUUGUAUAUCACUGACCGGCUAAAAGAACUUAUUAAGGUGAAAGGAUUCCAAGUACCGCCAGCGGAGUUGGAGACCAUUCUCCGAACUCACCCUAAAGUCCUUGACUGCGCCAUCGUGGGUAUUAAGGACCCGUUAAGCGGCGAGGUGCCUAAAGCCUUCGUAGUGCCACAAGCCAAACAGACCAUCGACCCGAAGGAAUUAUUAGAAUAUGUGAACAAGCAAGUAGUGGCGUUUAAAAAAAUUAAGGAGGUUCAAUUUGUGACUGAGAUACCUAAAAACCCCGCUGGUAAGGUUUUAAGACGCGUUAUCAAGGAAAUGUAUUGUUAAUACAGGUAUUCAACAAAGUGUACUAUGGAAAGUGUUUUGAAGGGUUUGGGUUGAUCCCUCCUGCGUCUUCAUCAUCAUAAGAGCCGUGUUAACUCAUUCCAUUUGCAUCACGUUGAUGGCUGGAAGUCAUCAUAAUUUUUUUCCCGAACUGGAAUCGACUCCCGGUAGGGGUACCUUACCUGGAAGUUACGAUCUUCAUUUGUUUAAAGUAAUUUUAUAUAACAAGGGCAAACAGGAGUCCUGCUUAUCUGAUGUUUAGUGACACACCCAUAGACUCUCCAUGCCAUCGCGUAGCCGGCCUUUUAAGAAUUGACUCAUGAAGUAUCCGAAUUGGUAUGAUAGUCUUUCAGAUGGAUAAUAUAGACUAGUAUUUUUAUAGUCAAUUAAAAUUUUUAAAGAAAAUUUUAUGAGCUUAUUAGUUAUAAUAAAAAUGUGGGAUAUUUUUAAAUGAUUUAGAUUGAUACACUUUGCUAUAAUUAACUAACCAAGGAUUAUGUUAUAUUUAUAAUACGCAUCGCUCUUCGAUCUUUUCUUGGUAAAUCUAGUAAGGAAAAAAUAAAUGCUAAAGAAAACGGAUAAAAUUGUAGACAUAACAAGAAACAUAAUCUUUAGAAUCACAAUGCUUUCUACAUAAUAUAAUAUAUUUACGAUUUCAAAAAAAUAAACGGUUAAACCGGUAAUAUGGUUAGGAGGUGUUUAAAUAUUUAUAUGUUAUAGUAUGUUUAAUGUUAUAAUACUAAUGUUUAAUUCAUAUGUUAUUCACAUUUUAUUGGAGUAUUUUGAUUAAUGAAUCAUGGUUAUACACUAUUAAAUAUAUAAUACUAUAAUACACUGCAUAGGUGAUAUAAUUUUGAUAUUGUUUUGUGUGUGAUUGGUCUCUGGUAGAUAUGGAGUAAAUAGUAUUUUAACUAUUAAUAUGAAUUUUUAUUGAUUUAUUAACUUUAUUUCGUGUACGCUUUUUUAAACUUGAUUUUUAACGAGAUAAUGUUUUGAUGUGAUGAACACCAGUCGUACGCACGGAAAACAUGUCACGUUCCGCCUGAGCCGAGCUUAGUAGUCACGUCCCGCUUGCACAAACGAGAGCGUCGUACAAGCUAUACAGAGGAAGGCUAUAAGAGUUUGGCUUGUGCCGCAUUUAUCUCUCUUCCACUCCAUCGGCCGAUGCGUCAGAGUAAAAGAGACAGCGACAGAAAACAAUCUGUACGUUAACUGUUUUGUCUCUCUUACACGAUCUUGUGAACACACGUGUUGUCCCUUGCACGAUCGGUUUUAGUCGAACGUGACAUGUCAUGUUCACCGAUUUAUAAGACGUUGUCACGUCAAAAGGCGGUCAUCAUCAACAUCUCUGGGGUUACCGGUAUUACAAGGCGCCAAAUGAAAUCUUUAAAUAGCCCUUGAACCCUCUUAUAUAUGAGACGUUUAUCAGAAAUGAUAUUGCUCCGUUGGCGUAUUAUCGUAUUUGCUAUCGAAAAUCGGAUUAUAAAUCCCAAAAUCGGAAAGAUUCAAUUUUAUAUCUGUAUAGUAUUUUUUAAUAGAAUUUUUCGUAUGUCAAAGACAAAAUUGUAACAAGAAUUGUAAAACUUAUAAAAUAAUCCCUAGUCUAAGAUAAACUAAAUAUUGGUGCUUUAAUUAAGAAUUUUUAUGUAUUUAUUUUUGUAAAGGAAAUAUAUUCUUGACUAUU